Molecule: messenger RNA, 1191 nt
Organism: Cuscuta europaea
Lineage: Eukaryota; Viridiplantae; Streptophyta; Magnoliopsida; Solanales; Convolvulaceae
Source: the annotation of a GenBank genome assembly
CAAACUGCCCAAGAAUGUGUGGAAUAGGGGAAGUUUCUGUUAUAUCGAUAUGGUGCACCAGUGAAUACCAAAGGGCAGUCUUAACGAGUAAAAACGACGACCCCUGUAAUUCCCGCUCUCUAUGACUAUCAGCAGAAGAGCUCCUCCCUGAUAUCUUCACGGCUGCGAUCUGCGCUCAUUAUCUCCACCGCCUUUCGAUUUCAGAUUUGUCCGCAUAACCACUCAGACCUUGGUUGUGUUGUACACAGGUCUAACUCAUAGAAGUUUGUAGUGUAAGUGAGAAACCAUGACUGCCUUAGAUGUAACGAGGACAGAACUUGCUCUUGCUGUUAUGUAUUUGAACAAAGCAGAGGCAAGGGACAAGAUAUGCAGAGCCAUUCAAUAUGGUUCAAAGUUCUUGAGUAAUGGAGAGCCCGGAACUGCUCAAAAUGUUGAUAAAUCAACUAGCUUGGCCCGCAAAGUGUUCCGUCUUUUCAAGUUCAUCAAUGAUCUGCAUGCCCUUAUCAGUCCAAGUGCUCCGGGAACUCCACUUUCUCUAGUGUUGUUGGGAAAGUCAAAGAAUGCAUUGCUAUCCACGUUCUUGUUCUUGGAUCAAAUUGUAUGGCUUGGCAGGACAGACAUAUACAAGAAUAAAGAGCGUGCUGAGUUACUUGGUAGGAUCUCCCUUUUUUGUUGGAUGGGUUCAUCAGUCUGCACCACUUUGGUUGAGAUCGGGGAGCUUGGAAGGCUUUCAGCAUCAAUGAAGAAGUUGGAGGCUGAGCUUAAAAAUACUAACAAAUACCAGAACGAGCAAUAUCGUAGUAAACUUAAGAAGUCAAAUGAUAGAUCUGUCGCACUGGUCAAAGCAGGGUUAGACAUUGUAGUUGCGGUUGGGUUACUUCAAUUGGCACCCAAAAAAGUUACUCCGCGUGUGACAGGAGCCUUUGGAUUAGUCAGCUCUCUCAUAUCUUGUUAUCAGUUGCUCCCUUCACCAGCAAAGACGAAGAUGCCUUGAUGAGAGCUGCCAAUAUUUGUCAAGUGAUCAUCCCGUCUUUUGCUACAAUAAUUACGUGUGAAAAAGGGUUGUUUGUUGCUACAAUAAUUACGUGUGAAAAAGGGUUGUUUGUUGCUUACGUUGCUUCCCUCUGUUGGUGCACAUUGUAACAUGAGAUUUCACUUGCCUCAGUUUUUUAAAAUAAAUUCUCUUAUGUC